AUGGGACUAUCCAUGAAGGAGAGGGUCCUCACCGCCCUUCUGGGGAUUGCCGCCACCUUGGGCCUCACUGCACUUGUCCUUGUCCUGGUAGAGGUCACCAGCAUCCUCCUGCCCCCAGAAACCAAGUUUGGGAUUGUGUUUGAUGCUGGCUCCUCCCACACAUCCCUCUUCGUGUACAAGUGGCCAGCGGACAAGGAGAAUGACACAGGUGUGGUCAGCCAAGCCCUGACCUGCGAGGCAGAAGGACCCGGGAUCUCCUCCUAUGUGUCCAACCCCGCCCAGGCCGGUGAGAGCCUGCGGGGCUGCCUGGAGGAGGCACUGGCGUUGAUCCCCAAGGCACAGCACCCGAAGACGCCCAUGUUUCUGGGAGCCACAGCCGGCAUGAGGCUGCUCAGCUUGAAGAACAACUCUCAGGCUGAGCGUAUCUUCGCGGAAGUCACUCGGGUCCUGAACCAGUCCCCCGUGGAUUUUCGGGGCGCCACGCUCCUGACCGGGCUGGACGAAGGCGCCUUUAGUUGGAUCACAAUCAACUACGUCCUGGGGAUGCUGCUCACGUACACCUUCUCCGGAGAGUGGGUCCGACCCCCCGAGGCAACGCUGGUGGGCGCCUUGGACAUGGGUGGGGCGUCCACGCAGAUCUCCUUCGUUCCCGGGGGCCCCAUCCUGGACACCAGCACAGAGGCCACCCUCCGCCUCUAUGGUUCCAACUACAGUGUCUACACACACAGCUAUCUGUGCUUCGGCCGUGACCAGAUGCUGAACCGGCUGCUGGCCCGCCUGGUGCAGGCCAGUCCAUCCGGCCCAGUUCGCCACCCCUGCUAUCACAGCGGCUACCUCGCCACGGUACCCUUGGCACCCGUGUUCGACACACCCUGUGUCGGCGCCUCACCUCCCGGUGGGGCCGCCCGGAACAUCACCCUUGAGGGCUUGGGGAACCCCGGGACCUGCAUCUCGGCCAUCAGGGAGCUCUUCAACUUCUCCGGCUGUGUGGGCCGAAAAGACUGCGCGUUUGACGGGGUCUACCAGCCCCCGGUGCAAGGUCGUUUCUAUGCCUUUGCCAACUUCUAUUACACCUUCCACUUCCUGAACAUCACCUCCGGGCAAUCGCUGGACUCAGUCAACACCACCAUCUGGAGGUUCUGUCAGCAGCCCUGGAAGGUGGUGGACGCAAGCUACCCUGAGGACCACCGCUGGCUUCGGGACUACUGCGCCUCAGGUCUCUACAUUUUCACGCUCCUGCUGGAAGGCUACGGCUUCACAGAGCAGACCUGGCCCAGCAUCGAGUUCCGCAGACAGGCCGGCGGGACCGACAUAGGCUGGACGCUGGGCUACAUGCUCAACCUGACCAACAUGAUUCCAGCCGAAGCACCAGCCCAGAAGCAGGCACAGAGCUUUGACGUCUGGGUGGCCAGCGUUGUCUUUGUGGCGCUGACCCUCGGGGUCAUUUUGGUGGCAGCUGCGGUCCAGCUCUUCUGGCCCUGGGACUAG
This is a messenger RNA of Chrysochloris asiatica (Cape golden mole), 1488 nucleotides long. RefSeq names its product ectonucleoside triphosphate diphosphohydrolase 8 (gene ENTPD8). Gene Ontology annotation, biological process: nucleoside diphosphate catabolic process. Gene Ontology annotation, molecular function: UDP phosphatase activity; GDP phosphatase activity. Bases 1 to 1488 code for a protein of 495 amino acids. The transcript has 9 exons. Gene Ontology annotation, cellular component: plasma membrane. The record is from RefSeq and is a predicted model, not a curated record. Lineage: Eukaryota; Metazoa; Chordata; Mammalia; Afrosoricida; Chrysochloridae.